Molecule: messenger RNA, 484 nt
Organism: Quercus robur (English oak)
Lineage: Eukaryota; Viridiplantae; Streptophyta; Magnoliopsida; Fagales; Fagaceae
Exons: 2
Coding region: 122-478 (118 amino acids)
Molecular function (GO): zinc ion binding
Source: RefSeq, a predicted model, not a curated record
CGCUCAUCAGUCACCACACGGAUUGAAGUCCCUCACCAGUCACGAACUCAAAAACACCUUCAAAUCAAUUGCUCCUCGCUCACCACACAGCCGAAAACCAUCUUCAAAUCAACUGCUUUCCAUGGAUUCAAGCUCGAUGUCAUCGAGUGGAAGCUUGAGGAAAAGGGGCCCAGCCCGAUGCUUCUGCUCGGAGAGACCCGUUGUGGUCGUUUCAUGGACAUCUGACAACCCUGGAAGAAGGUUCUACGGUUGUCCAAAUUACUGGGUUGGACGCAAGUGUAAAUUUUUUCAGUGGCUUGAUGAUGAAAUCUGCGAGCGUGGGAAGGUGCUGAUUCCGGAGCAGAGGCAACGGAUUUUGACCCUUGAAGCUGCCAUUGUAGGCUACAGGAAGAGAGAGAAGAGGCUGCUCAUUUGCCUGGGGCUGUCUCUGGUGAUAAGUGGGAUGCUACUUUGUUUGAUGCUUCUUCUGGUUGGCUAAAUAGGU